Messenger RNA from Rotaria sp. Silwood1, 1707 nucleotides. The record is from the annotation of a GenBank genome assembly. NCBI's taxonomy places the organism in Eukaryota, Metazoa, Rotifera, Eurotatoria, Philodinida, Philodinidae.
AUGUUUAUUAAAUAUUCUCUAAGAAAAAGUAUUUUAUUAUUUCUUUCAUCAUUAUGUUUGACAAUAGCUGUUAAUAAUUAUCGUGAAAAUCUUGCCCAACGUCAUCCAUGUUAUUCGGUGAAUAAACGACUUGUACCAUAUAUUAAAUGGACUGAAAAACUUGCUAGUACUCAAUAUAAAGUUCAAAAAGAUGCUUGUGGUCAAAUUAGAUCUGGUCCAGCAUGUUGUACAAAUGAAAUAUUUAAUUCUUAUACAUUUUCACUUGCUAAUGAUCUUAAAAAUUUAUUUGAUAGUAAAUUAGAUCAAUUAACUCAAUUUUUUUUAUUAACAAAUAAAAAACUUGAUAAUCGUAUAAAAAUUUAUAUAAAAGAAUUUCGUCAUAUAACAAUAUCAUCACUUGAAAGUUUAUUUGGUAUAAAAGAAUAUAAUUUAAAUAUUCAUCAUUCAAUAUUAAAAUUAUUUAAUAUUCUUGGUAAUCAUCAAUCAACUAUUGAUGAUAUAUCAAAUUCAGCUGUUAAUUUAUUUGAUCAACUUAUUAUAUCAUCAUAUCGUCGAUUUAUGACUAAUAAUAAUGAUAUUAUAAUUGAUGAUAAUUUUAAAAAAUGUCUUUUAAUUAAAGCAUCAGAUAUUGAAGCAUUACCUACAAAACGUGAAUUAAUUUAUACAUUAACAAGUUCAAAUUUAUUAAUACAAAUUCUUCGAACAUUAUUUAUUUAUAUUGAUGCUGAUAUUCAACGAUUAAAAACAACAAUAAUAUUUAAUUCUCAUCAAUGUUUACAACGAUAUGUAAGAGAAACAUUAUGUCCAAUAUGUGUUAAUAUACCAUCAUCAUUAUCUUCAUCUAUUAAUUAUGAUAAUGAUAAUAAUAAUAAUAAUAAUAAUAAUAAUGAACCUUUAUGUGAAAAUGAUUGUCAAUAUGUAAUUAAAACAUGUUUCAAUGAAACAACUAAUCCUUAUGUAACAUUUGCUAUUAUUGCUCAAGAUUAUGCAAAUAUUAUAAAACAAAUUCAGGAAUCUGUUAUUGAACUAAAACUUGUUGAACGUCUUUCAAAAUUACAUAUUUAUUUAUAUGAUAUGGUUGUAAAUGCGACAAAUACUCGACAAACAUAUCAUCAAUUACAAAAUGCUUGUCCAAAUUCCAAUGAAAAACCAUAUCAACCAAUUGUUUCAUUAUCACCAAUAACAAGUGAACGACGUGAACUUGUUAGAAAUUGGAAUAUAUCAUUACAUUUUAUGCUUGAUCAACUGCAAUCAUCAAUUGCCUAUUUAAAUACAAAUCUUACGCAACAGAUAAUGACUAAUAUUUGUUCUAAUUCCAAUUAUGCUGUCAAAUCAAGUCGAUGUAUACAAAUUGAUCAACAUAUGCCUGAAGGUUUUAUGCAAUGGCCAUUACCAUCUUUAGAAAUAAAUUUACAAAUAGCAUCAAAUUUAACUUCACAAUUAGCACAUAAUCAACUUGAUGAAUUAAAAAAAAAGAUGACACAUAUACAACAAAUAAUUAUUUCACUUCGACCAAGAAAAAAAACUUCACUUGUUGAAAUUUUACCUGAUUUUGAAUAUGACUAUGAAAUGGAUACUAAUGAUAAUGAUAAUCAAUCAUCAUCAUCAUCAGCAUUAUUUGAUACAUAUGAAAAUGAAAAUCAAGAAUCUCUUAGUGAACAAAUUUAUAAAGAAAUCGAUGGAGAAGUUACAAGUAUGUAUUCUUAA